Molecule: messenger RNA, 765 nt
Organism: Tarenaya hassleriana
Lineage: Eukaryota; Viridiplantae; Streptophyta; Magnoliopsida; Brassicales; Cleomaceae
Product: protein RALF-like 1
Exons: 1
Coding region: 64-399 (111 amino acids)
Source: RefSeq, a predicted model, not a curated record
AUACCAUAAGACACAACCUACACGAAGACCAAACCAAAAAAAAAAAAGUCUCCACCAACAAAAAUGGCUAAGUCCUUAACUCUGGUCAUUGUCCUCUUCCUCCUCCUAACCAUUGCUUCACCACCGGCCCAAGCCGGAUCCAUGGGAGACAUGAGCCUCGGAUGGGCUACAGCCGGAGGCUGCCAUGGCUCGACCGCCGAGUGCGAUGGCGAGUUCGAGAUGGACUCAGAGAUCAACCGGAGGAUACUGGCCACCACCGACUACAUAAGCUACCAAGCCUUGCAGCGGAACAGCAUCCCCUGCUCGAGAAGAGGGGCCAGCUAUUACAACUGCCGGGCAGGAGCUCAAGCCAACCCCUACAGCCGUGGCUGCAGCGCCAUCGCCCGUUGCCGUAGUUGAAAGGACUCCAAAGCUCUUUUCUUCAUCUCCCUCUCUCUCUCUCUCUCUCUCUCUCUCUCUCUCUCUCUCUCUCUCUGUAGCUUCUGUCUCCUAUUCCUUCUUUUUAUGUACGUGAAGACAUAUGUUAAAGAAUACGAAUAAGAAUGUAUCUGUGUUUGAGAUCCAUUACAAAGAUAGAUCUGACAUAAUGAAGCAGUGCCCAAGUGAAAAUUCUUGUCAAUGAAACUUGGAACAGGGAAAGGCAAUGGGGGAGAAGAAACAAACUGACAGCGGUUUCAUUAUAGAGCUCUUAAGACUUAAACAAGGAACCAAAGAAUACGGAUGUCUCUGCACAGUACAGGAGUAUACCAAUCCAUAGUACAAAAA